Diatraea saccharalis (sugarcane borer) is the source of this 1473-nucleotide messenger RNA. NCBI's taxonomy places the organism in Eukaryota, Metazoa, Arthropoda, Insecta, Lepidoptera, Crambidae. The record is from the annotation of a GenBank genome assembly.
AAUGGAAAUUAUAUUUUCUUUGUUACAGACAGUAGGACAACGAAGAUGUCCGCGUUCAACGUCGUUGUGGGUUGCAUAAUGGCCCUACUUAUUAUACUGUUUACCAUCAGCUCUAUGGCCAGAUAUUAUAUAAAGUUCACUUUAUUUGUAGUGCUGUCCUUGGUAUUCGCAUCAGCACCUUUGCCAUUGAUGUUUUUGAAGCCAUUCGAUCCAAAAAAUGCUUUGAUACCAGCAGCGUUACUAAGGUGGACCGCUCGCUCAUUGGGUAUCCGUUGGACUGUGCGUGGACUGGAAAACAUAGACAACACUAGAGGUGCAGUGGUACUGAUAAACCACCAGAGCGGGCUCGACCUCUAUGUUUUAGCAGUGAUAUGGCCUCUGAUGGCUCGGUGUACGGUGGUGGCAAAGCGCUCGCUACAAUACAUGGUACCGUUUGGUACUGCUUCCUGGAUGUGGGGAACAGUGUUCAUUGAUCGAGGGGCGCAGUCGGCACGAGAGGCUCUCAACAAACAAGCGGAGGCCAUAAAGAACGAGAAGCGGAAGCUGCUACUAUUCCCUGAAGGCACGAGACACAGUGGCGAUAAAUUGUUGCCGUUUAGGAAAGGCGCAUUCCACGUAGCCAUGGCAGCAAAUGCACCUGUUCAACCAGUUGUCGUCUCCAAAUAUCACUUUUUAGAUUCGAAACGCCGCAGAUUUGACUCAGGUGAAAUUAUAAUAACAAUAAUGCCAAUGAUCGAGACUGAGGGAAUGGAAACGGAGCACCUUACAUCACUUAUCGAGAAAGUACAACUGAAUAUGCAAGAGGAAUUCACGAAGACCUCAAUGGAGACAAAGGCGUGGCGCACCAAACUGGUACACGACAAAUGAGGUAGUUCAAUGACAGGCCGAAAUUCUAAUGAACUGUGAUAAAAAUACAAAAAUUCGUUGUUUAUCGUUAUAUUAUUGUACAAGUUUUGUAAAUAUUACUUACGUUAUACAAAGAUUAUUUAAAUUAUUAUCGUUUAUUUUUAAAUAAAAAUAUUUCUUCCUGUAUAUUUUUUUUAUUAAAAGACUUCACAUAUGAAAAUAUGGAAAAAUAGUUACAUAUUUCAAUGCCAAUGUCUCAAUAAAUUAUACACAAGUUUAAAUUUAAUACUAUUAAUCACAAUGUUCGGGAUUACUACACACACUUUGGUGAUUAUAAGACUUUAAUCGAAAUUACAUACAAUGAUUUAUAUAUAAGUCCACAUAGCAGACAUGUAUUGCAUAAGAUAUGGUUACAUUAUAAGUUAUAAAAAUCUUACCAAGCGUAAAAUAAGUAUGACUCAUCUUGCACUUUCAAAUGUAGAUGGAAGCAGCAAACCAAAUUUAAGACGGGUGUCAUUUUGGGCUCCAAAUUGAGUAAACUUCAUUUUGGUCAAAAUUAAGAUAAACAGUUGAUGGUAAAAAAAUAGUUUAAGCCAAAAUGACAUAUACGACUUUUGAAGUCAAGGU